Molecule: messenger RNA, 408 nt
Organism: Adineta ricciae
Lineage: Eukaryota; Metazoa; Rotifera; Eurotatoria; Adinetida; Adinetidae
Source: the annotation of a GenBank genome assembly
AUGAGUGGAGAAGAUACAUCAUUCGUUAUUGAUGAAGUAUCGAAUAUAAUCAAGGAUACGAUCGAAAGAAUUAUCGGAGGAAAUUCCUAUCAGCACAACAAAGUCAAUCGGUGGACAGCUGAUAUUGUUGAUCAUGUUUUAACCGAGCUGACAAAGUUAGGCAAACCAUUCAAAUACAUUGUACAAGCGGUGAUUAUGCAAAAGAAUGGAGCUGGUUUACAUACGGCUAGCUCAUGCUAUUGGGACAAUACAACUGAUGGUAGUUGCACAUUGGGAAAACAAACAUCUCUACGCGAUCGUUUCCGUCUUUGGUCUAUCGAUUUAAUAAUAUUCGUUAUAGUUUUUAUUUAUCAAUCUAUUCUAUACAUUCAUUCUGUCUGUCUAUUACAUAUGUAUUUAGAAAGAUAA